Teleopsis dalmanni is the source of this 1751-nucleotide messenger RNA. RefSeq lists its product as uncharacterized. Bases 330 to 1382 code for a protein of 350 amino acids. The record is from RefSeq and is a predicted model, not a curated record. The transcript is spliced from 2 exons. Lineage: Eukaryota; Metazoa; Arthropoda; Insecta; Diptera; Diopsidae.
AUACAAAGAUGAGAUAUUUGUAUAAAUGAGUUAAAAUUAUUUGCGUAUGGUCACCUUAUUUAACACAAGUUGACCCGACCGCCAUUAUGAGACUUAAUGAAACGGUUAGGAAAUUGCACAUUUGUGUAUUCGCUUUCUUUCAUUUCGGUUGGUCUCAUGUUUUUAUUUUGUUAAUAGACAAGAACAAAUGCAAAUUAUAAAAGGACGUAUGAUGUGGAUUUUAUGAAUAAAUACUGAAAUCAGUUCUUUAAACAUUUAGAUAACAAAUGUAACACUUAAGGAUUUAUACUAUUCGUGAGUGUCUGACGCAUAAUUAAAAAUAUACAAAUAUGUCAAGUGGAGCUAGUUUGAUUCCAACUACUGUUCCGGGGAAUGGAAAUGUCAGUUCCUCUGAUAUAGUACCAACAGCUGCUGCAACGAACACAGUUGAACGUCGCUGCGACAAUGCUGAUUGCAAUGUAGUGAAGUUGGUCUCGAUGGUGCCCAAGCGUAAGAAUAUACAAUUCGUCACGGAACCAACUGUGAGUGACAAGCCACUGCUGAUAAAUGGUUUCACAACAAUUUUUCAGGUUGAUGGCAGCUCGGCCAAACUUAGUGAUUUAAAGAUUCCAAGCUCAACGAAUCCCUCGGUACCGAAAACUAUAUUUCGUGUCGUUCCAAAUACACAUGCACAUAUUGUAAACUACGUUGUUGUGGAUGCAGAUGGCGAAUCUCUGCGCAAAAUUAACGACAGUGAUCCGGCCACAAUGCGUAAAUUAUUAGAUUCCCAAAAAAAUAGCGCUGAUCAAAUGUUGCGUAAAUUAAUGGCUGGUCAUGGUUCCUCAGUUGUGGUUUCGACUGCUUCAAAUAUUGCGGAUCCUGUUCCGGUUGUGAGCAAGAGUCAAACAACGAUUGGGACACCUGUUACAUCUGCAAGCCGAGUGCCACUAGCUUCUGCUUCAAUUCAACCAUUAUCUAGUAGAGCGUCAAAUACAGCCGGAUAUUCCACAGGAACUGCACAAGCGCAAACGCAACUGAAACCGUCAAUACAAUUACCAAUGCGUAUGCACCCAAAUCUAAAAAUAACUGCCGUUGCAAGUGCAGAAACUGUUUCUACUCUGUCGACUCCCACAUUAUCACAGGCCCAACCCCCAACAACCUCAGCAAAUCUGCCAUUGAUCACACCAGUUCCAUUGGCAAAUCUGCAAAGUGCUCCGCAACUGCCUGUCAAAUCUUCGGGCUCAACGGCAUCACAAGUUGAUAAGCCUGUUUUCGAUCAAAUGCAAGCUGAAUUGGAGGACUUGCGUCGCAAAGUAGCAUUGCUAGCUGAAGCUCAAGCUAAGAAUCAACAGGUUCCCAGCACGCAGGGUGGAUUUGCACGUGGUGUUAAACGCAAUUAUUAAAUUAAGUCACUAAUAUUACUUACACAAGUAUAACGCGAAAGACAAAAGUCUACGACACUAGAAUUUAUUUAUUUUCAUUCUUUGUGUCUCAAUCUCGUUUUCGUUGUUUAAAUAAUAAAUAAUAAAUAAAUUAGUAUUAUAUAAAGUUUGCAAAGUUGAAAUAAUGUAAAGUUAAUGAAUUAUUAAAAGCAUGAUGUAUUAUUUGAAAUAUUAGAAUGAAAUAUUAUUCAAAAAACAUUUAAACAGAGAAUGCUUGUAAGUCUUUGCUAUGUAAAAUCAAUUCAGAAAUUAAGUACGUGCACUUGUCAUGCAUCGUUUUUGUGUAUGAAAACUACUGAUUAUGGGAAUAAAAUAAACUUAUUUAAAUGA